This is a messenger RNA of Ipomoea nil (Japanese morning glory), 3315 nucleotides long. RefSeq names its product glutamate receptor 3.4-like. The coding region runs from base 265 to 3069 and encodes 934 amino acids. Gene Ontology annotation, molecular function: glutamate-gated receptor activity. Gene Ontology annotation, cellular component: plasma membrane. The transcript has 7 exons. Lineage: Eukaryota; Viridiplantae; Streptophyta; Magnoliopsida; Solanales; Convolvulaceae. The record is from RefSeq and is a predicted model, not a curated record.
UCAAGACUGCCCUAACAUGGCCAUUCAUUGAGCCUUUUAUAGAGAAAAAAGGAGGUGAACCCCUCUCCACUUUCUUGGUCUAUAAAUACCUAUAAAUAGGAAAAUAUUAACAAAAAAAAAAAUUAUGCCCUUUGUCUGUCCACACACAAGUAUAUAUUCUGGGGAGAAUCCUCUGAGUAAGAGGUUGCGUUCAACUGCUCAGGAGUGGAUACCAAGGGGCUUAAUUCUUGAGACAUGGUGGUGUGAAUUGACUCUUUAGUAGAGAUGGAGGCUCAUGUACAUCUGAAGAGCAGGUUUCUAUUGGUAAUUUGUUGUUUAUCGGUGCCUUUGGCAGUUUUAGGAGGCCAGAAUGGAACUGCUCCUUCCAGACCGAGGGUCGUGAAUAUUGGAGCUUUGUUCGUGAUGAACUCAGUUAUUGGACGGUCUGCUAGGCCAGCCAUUAAAGCUGCUGUGGAUGAUGUGAAUUCUGAUUCGAGCAUUCUUAGUGGCACCACGUUGAACCUCAUAGUUCAAGAUACAAAUUGCAGCGGAUUCAUUGGCACUGUUGAUGCUUUGCAGCUGAUGGAAAGAGAUGUAGUGGGUGCAAUUGGUCCACAAUCCUCUGGAAUAGCACACGUAAUUUCUCACAUUGUGAAUGAACUUCAUGUCCCGCUUUUGUCAUUUGGGGCAACAGACCCGACUCUUGCUUCUCUGCAGUACCCAUACUUUGUUCGAACAGUCACGGAUGAUUACCACCAGAUGCGAGCUGUUGCUGAUCUUGUCGAGUAUUUUGGAUGGAAGGAGGUGAUUGCUAUCUACGUUGAUGACGAUAAUGGUAGAAAUGGGAUUUCAGCAUUGGGCGAUGCUCUUUCCAGGAAGCGUGCCAAGAUAUCUUACAAAGCAGCCUUUUCUCCCGUGGCCUCGAGGAAUGAGAUGUAUAACGUGUUAGUGAAUGUGAAUCUGAUGGAAUCUCGAGUGUAUGUAGUGCAUGUAAAUCCUGAUUCUGGGCUGUCGCUUUUUUCAGUAGCAAAGAGUCUUGGUAUGAUGUCGAGUGGGUAUGUUUGGAUUGCUACAGAUUGGCUUCCUUCUGUUCUAGACUCUUCGGAGUCAGUUGAUCCCGACACCAUAAAUGUGUUACAAGGGGUUAUUGCACUCCGCCACCACACCCCAGACACCGAUCAGAAGAAAAAGUUUGCUUCUCGCUGGAGAAAUCUUAAGGAGAAAGAAACCUCGAGCUUUAACUCAUAUGCACUCUAUGCUUAUGAUUCGGUGUGGUUACUUGCACAUGCUCUCGAUCGUUUUUUCAAUGAAGGUGGAAAUGUUACGUUUUCUGAUGACCCGAGGUUGCAGGAUACCAAAGGCAGUUCCCUGCAUUUGUCAUCUCUCCGUAUUUUCGACCAGGGCCAGAAAUUACUCGAGAUACUUACUAGUGUUAACUUCACUGGUUUAACCGGACAAGUUGAGUUCGAUGCAGAUAGGGAUCUGAUUCAUCCCGCAUUUGAUAUCCUCAACAUUGCUGGAACUGGAUCACGGUUGCUAGGUUAUUGGUCAAAUUACUCUGGGCUAUCUCAAGUUACUCCCGAGAUUUUGUAUGCAAUGCCUCCAAACUCUUCAACCAGUAGCCAACAUCUAAACGGCGUUAUAUGGCCUGGUGAAGUUACACAGCAACCCCGGGGAUGGGUAUUCCCCAAUAAUGGAAAGCCUUUGCGUAUUGCAGUCCCCAACCGUGUUACUUAUCCUGUGUUUGUUAGUAAAGAAAAAGGACCUUCUGGGGUGAGAGGAUACUGUAUCGACAUAUUCGAAGCUGCUGUACAGCUCUUACCUUACCCCGUUCCUCACGUCUAUGAAUUGUAUGGAGAUGGCAAACGAAACCCCUCGUUCAACAGCAUUGUCGAAGAUGUUGCAAAACAAAAAUAUGAUGCAGCUGUUGGGGAUGUUACGAUUACCAUGAACCGGACAAGAAUGGUGGACUUUACUCAGCCUUAUAUCGAAUCGGGACUAGUGGUAGUUGUGCCUGUCAAAGAGGGUAAAUCCAAUCCGUGGGCUUUUCUCCAACCAUUUUCACUGCAAAUGUGGUGUGUCACUGGGGCUUUCUUUCUCUUUGUUGGCACUGUUGUUUGGAUUCUUGAACAUCGGCUUAAUCAGGAGUUUCGUGGCUCACCACGACAACAACUUGUCACUGUCUUCUGGUUUAGUUUCUCGACAAUGUUCUUUGCACACAGGGAGAACACUGUGAGCACGUUAGGACGAUUGGUGCUGAUUCUGUGGCUCUUUGUGGUUUUGAUUAUAAACUCGAGUUACACAGCUAGCUUGACUUCAAUCCUCACAGUCCAGCAGCUAUCCACAGGCAUUCAAGGGAUUGACAGCUUGAUCUCGAGCUCUGAUCCUAUAGGAAUCCAAGAUGGGUCGUUUGCGUAUAACUAUCUCAUUGAAGAGAUGAAUGUGGCAGAAUCCCGCCUUCGGAUCUUGAAAAAGCCAGAUGACUAUAUCGAUGCUCUAAAGAAAGGUCCGAAAGGCGGUGGAGUUGCAGCAAUCGUCGAUGAGCUUCCAUACAUCGAGGUUUUCCUGUCCAACACGAAAUGCGAUUUCAGGAUUGUUGGCCAGGAGUUCACAAAGAGUGGAUGGGGGUUUGCAUUUCAAAGGGACUCCCCGCUGGCGGUUGAUAUGUCAACUGCAAUCCUUCAACUGUCAGAAAACGGCGACCACCAAAGAAUCCAUGACAAAUGGCUGUCUAAAGAAGGCUGCUCACCAGAGACCGAGGUGGACGAUAGCAGGCUUUCCCUGAAGAGCUUCUGGGGGCUGUUCCUCAUCUGUGGGGUCGCCUGUUUCCUCGCGCUCCUCGUGUUCUUCUGCAGGGUGUGCUUGCAGUACCGUCGUUACACCCCUGAGCAAGAGAUGGAUCAGGUCGCCAAUGAACCCGAAACUACCCAGUGUAGCGGUGGCACCCUUCGUGCUCCCAGCUUCAAAGACCUGAUAGAUUUUGUUGACAAGAAGGAAGCUGAGAUCAAGCAAAUGCUGAAGAGGAAAACCAGUGGCAACAAGAGACAACUCGAUCAAAGUGAAGAUGGCCACCCUAGUUCGCCGGUAUAAACAACAUCUGAUCUUUUUGGUCUUGUUAUGUAAAUGGUACGUUCAUACAUUUUAUUGUGACACCAGAGAUUUUAGGCACAGAACAGCAGAAUUAUGUCUUGAAGAAGGCAAAGAUGGAUGGAAUAUCACUUCUAGAUUUGACAUUACUUGUUUAAUAAAGUGAUAUUUGCAUCAAAAGGUUGCAUUAAUGUACCCAAAGACCUUGGUUCAAGUGAAGGGGAGGGGAAGCCUGGCCUAUGAGGUCCA